CGCCCACUAACUUAUUAAAUCGAAAGUUUCUAAUCACCGAACCAUUACAAGCACGAGAAGUCAUCACUGAAAAAGUCCACUGUCACUGUCAACAUUUUACCUUUGAAUGUCAAAAUGGCUUUCCUGAAUCAAUAUCAGCCAAGUUUUGGAGAAGAAAAUAACAAUUGUUUAUGGAAUACACAAAAUGACAACGGAAUGUGUAGUAACUUUAAAUUUUUGGAGAGUUUAAUUUUACCAGUAAUUUCUGACGAAGAUUUCAACGAUGGAUUUAUGGACACCACCAACUACUUGGACACACGUCGUGAUAUAUUUGAUUCUGAAGAACAGACCCAGAACUUGGAUAGUAUUCGCAGAGGUGCGCUCGAAGUAAAUGAAUUCAGGAGAAAUGGAUUUGAAUGUGACUUGGACGAUUUAGACGCAUAUCAAGUUCAACUUAGGAGGCAAAGUGUCCACGACAGGAUUAGUGUUAAAAAGGAAAACAACCCAAUUGUUCUGGAGGUAAUGGCGUUCAAGGAAAAAAAGAAGGCAUUAAGAAGAGCAAAGUCUAAGAAGAAUUGUGUUUUCUGUAAGAAUAACGGAGAAUCCACCGCCGUUUAUACAAGCCAUGUUUUGAAAGACGGAGACGGGAAAACCACUUGUCCAGUUCUUAGGAAAUACACGUGCCCCCUGUGCGGAAAAACAGGAGACGAAGCCCAUACCAUCAAGUAUUGUCCAAAGAACGAAGCACAAGAACAUGCAUUUUGAGCUUGAAAGUAAUGUCUUGAACUUUUCAAUAUUGUGAGCUUAAAAGUUGUGUAUUGAACUUUUCAACAGUGUAAGUUGACGUAAGAACUUUCUAACAAUUUUUAGCUUGCAGUCGUGUAGCGAUAGAACUUUCCGACAAUUUGAGCUUGCAAGUGGUGAAACGAUAGAACUGUCCGACAAUUUGAGCUUGCAAGUGGUGAAACAGUAGAACUUCCCGACAAUUUGAGCUUGCAAGUCGCGUAACGAUAGAACUUUCCGACAGUUUGAGCUUGCAAGUGGUGAAACGAUUGAACUUUCCAGGAAAAUACGAAUUCAAGGCGGUCACCAAAAAAAACAACUAAAAAUGACUUCAGGGACAAUCAAUUCGCGAGAUGAAUGAAAUAUGUUUAGUUGAGAACAAAUUCAAGUUUUAAAUAGUGAGCAUUAUUUAAGUUCUUGUUGAAAAUUUUAAAACAAUAAAUUCAAUUUACGUGUUAAAUGAAAUCCAUUUUAACCAUUUUCCAUGUUAAUUGUUGAAGGAUGUUGUUUUAUUUUACAUGAAAUGUGACAUUUUUAUUAGAUUUUAGAAAUUGUAAAUAGUUUUUAGAUGUUGAUUUUAGAGUAGGAUCAUGUUUUGAAAAUAUGUUAUAUACAUGUAUGUAGGCCAAGACAAUUGAUUUUAAAAUAUGCUGAUAUUUUUUUCUAUUAUUAGCUUAUUUAAAUACAUUCCGAACGUUGACACGAAAUCCAUUCGUUAUUUUUGUAAAUAGUUUUACGGAAUUUGUUAGCACAGUUUGUAAAAUUAUAUUGUGUAAAAAUUAUAGUGCUUCAAUGUGUACAUUCAUCAUAAUGUUGAAUAUUAAAUUGUAAAAUACUU
This is a messenger RNA of Mytilus trossulus (common blue mussel), 1600 nucleotides long. RefSeq lists its product as uncharacterized. Gene Ontology annotation, biological process: negative regulation of translation; oogenesis. Gene Ontology annotation, molecular function: zinc ion binding; mRNA binding. The record is from RefSeq and is a predicted model, not a curated record. Gene Ontology annotation, cellular component: perinuclear region of cytoplasm. Bases 115 to 744 code for a protein of 209 amino acids. NCBI's taxonomy places the organism in Eukaryota, Metazoa, Mollusca, Bivalvia, Mytilida, Mytilidae. The transcript has a single exon.